Thyridium curvatum is the source of this 1848-nucleotide messenger RNA. RefSeq lists its product as uncharacterized. The transcript has a single exon. Gene Ontology annotation, molecular function: A2-type glycerophospholipase activity. Gene Ontology annotation, biological process: glycerophospholipid catabolic process. Lineage: Eukaryota; Fungi; Ascomycota; Sordariomycetes; Thyridiales; Thyridiaceae. Bases 1 to 1848 code for a protein of 615 amino acids. The record is from RefSeq and is a predicted model, not a curated record. Gene Ontology annotation, cellular component: cytosol.
AUGCAGGCACCGGAAGAUCGCGAUGCCGAAGAGGGCGCGGUGCGGAAUGCCAAGACGGGCUUCCGCUGGUUUCUCCACAAGAUGAACCCGGUGUCGGCUCGUGCCAAGGGCGACUUGCGCAUCAUCAAAGAGUACUUCAAGACGGACGACCGUGCCAGAGCAGAAAUGAAAGAUACGAGCAAGCAUCCCGAGAUUGACCGAGUCGCCGAGGUGCGAACAGGUCUGGGACUGUGCGUGGAAGAGGUCGAGUUCGUUGCAAAGCGAAAAGCCCGGAUGAGAGACCACUUUGCCAAGUAUCUCGGGCUGGAUCCAGCUACGGUGCACCUGGACGACGUGCCCUGUAUUGGCCUCGGUGGCAGCGGAGGAGGCUAUAGAGCCAUGCUGGGACUUCUUGCUUACUCAGCCGCGAUGAAGGAGAGUGGCCUAUGGGACCUACUGAUGUACAUCGCCGGCGUGUCCGGCUCCUGCUGGUCAAUCGCAUCGUACUACACGUUUGGCAACCUCAAUUUCGACGAAGUGAUAGAGCACUGCAAACGCAGAUUCUCGCCUCAUCACCCUCUCUCGGACGAUGCCAUCAGAGCAAUGCUGUCAGCCUCGGGAGGCAUGGACCUCCUCCUCGGGCCGCUCGAGAUCAAAUCAGAGUCUGGCCUCAGCGUAGUGCCCAUGGACUACUACUCCGUCCUGACCACGGGACACAUCUUUCUGCAUGACAAAGAGCAGCGCCCCACGGCCAGCACCGAGCCUAGCGUCGUCGGCUUCAAGCCGGAGUGGUUCAAAUUCACCAACGCCAAGCAGCACAUCGCCAACGGCGCGGAGCCGCUGCCCAUUCUCACGGCGAUCCGGCACGAGCGGCCGUGGAAGGAGUGGACCGACAAGGAACACCCCUUCAAGAGCGACGUGAUCGACGAGAAAGAGCAUGCUGAGUCGCAUGCAUGGUGGCAAUGGUUUGAGAUGACGCCGUUUGAAAUCGGAUCCGACGAGCUCGAGGCGUGGGUGCCGACGUGGGGAUUUGGAAGGCCAUUUGCGGCGGGCAAGUCGACCACGGGACUGCCCGAGCAGUCCUUGGCCUUGCUACUGGGUCUCACUGUGAGUGCUCCGGCCGGACACAUGAGCUCGUACAUCGCGACGAUCAAGAGGAACCUGCCGGGAAACUUUCUCGGCGCCCAGGUACACGAUCUUGCCAAGGGAAUAUCCCGUCUGUGGGGAGCACACGGCACAGCCGUGUUCGAGGGUCAUCAUCCCUUGCACGCCUGCAAUGAGCACAACUAUCUCUUCCACCUGACGGAGGACAGGGCUCCCGGGAUUCAGAACUCGCCCAGGAUCCACCUGGUCGAUAGCGGCAUGGACAACAACUGCCCGACGUACACGCUCCUCCACCCGAGCAGGAACGUGGACGUCCUGAUCACCAUGGACGCGUCCAGCGACGUGGAGAAGGACCAACAGGGGAGGAUCGACCAGAUAGGCAGUCGCAAAGGCAUCAAGUUCACGAGGAGGCAGCCGGAUGAAACCCCAUACGCACAGGUCUUUGACGGCAAGCUUUGCGACAGGCCAGAGACGGUUAUCGACUCGUAUGGCAAGACUACUACGACCCCUCCGGCGCCUGUCGUUCAUCAAGAGUCUACGGUUGUGUACAUGCCGCUGCUGAAGAAUGAGGAUGCGGUUCCGGGGUUCAAUCCAGCCAACUCGACGUUUUCGAGCUCGUACAACCUCAUCUGGACUCCGGACCAGGUCGAAACGUUGAUCAAAGUGUGCAUCGCGAAUUUCAAAGCCGCAGAACCUGUGAUAAAGAAGGUCAUUCUAGAGGCUUACCAGAAGAACAAGGCAAGGCGAGAAAAGGGCCAAAGAUAG